This is a messenger RNA of Triticum turgidum subsp. durum (durum wheat), 372 nucleotides long. Lineage: Eukaryota; Viridiplantae; Streptophyta; Magnoliopsida; Poales; Poaceae. The record is from the annotation of a GenBank genome assembly.
AUGGCUCGCUUCGCCGUGGUCGCCGCCAUCAUCGCCCUCCUCGCCGUCUCCACCGCCGCGCAGGGCCCCAUGCCGGCACCCAGGAUGGCCCCUCUCCCCGCACCUCCGGCGAGGUCCCCGGCCACCGCCCCUGCGCCGGUCGCCACCCCGCCCACCGCCGCGUCACCGUCCCCGAUGGCCUCUCCCCCUGCCCCGCCCACCGACGCGCCGACGGAUGCUCCCUCCGCGAUGACGCCGCCCGCGGUCUCCGCCACACCCUCCGGCGCGCCCAUCGGCGCCCCCACCGGCACCCCCGCGAGCUCUGCCGUGUACUCGUCCGCCGCUAGCUUCGUCGCAGUCGCCGGAGCGGUUGCCGCCGCCAUCGUCUUUUAG